Daucus carota subsp. sativus is the source of this 2625-nucleotide messenger RNA. RefSeq lists its product as uncharacterized. Lineage: Eukaryota; Viridiplantae; Streptophyta; Magnoliopsida; Apiales; Apiaceae. The transcript has 10 exons. Gene Ontology annotation, cellular component: nucleus. Gene Ontology annotation, molecular function: RNA polymerase II cis-regulatory region sequence-specific DNA binding; DNA-binding transcription factor activity, RNA polymerase II-specific. The record is from RefSeq and is a predicted model, not a curated record. Bases 257 to 2167 code for a protein of 636 amino acids. Gene Ontology annotation, biological process: regulation of DNA-templated transcription.
ACACACACACACACACACUUUUUGGACUCAUAUUAUUUGUUUCCCGCUAACUCUUUUAUAUGGAUCUUCAUCUUUUUAAUAACCCCUUUUAAACCCUAGUCCCAUCUCUCUCUCUCUCUCUCUCUCUCUCUCUCUCUCCCAUCUCUCUCUGAGGCUGAUCCUCUGUAUUUGGGAUUGUGGUGUAAUGCAAGAUUAAGCUUUUUGGGGUUUUGUUGAUUUGGGAAGUGAGAUUUGAGGGAAGUGGGGUUUCUUAAUCAUGAUGGUGAAGAAGGAAAAUGAAGGAGUGAUCGUGAAGAAGGAGAUUGAUUUUGUUUCGUCUUCUUCAAUUUCUGAUAGUAGUUGUGAUACUGGUUAUAAGAGGAACAAGGUCGCAAAACGUUCAUCACAAGCAGGAUGGACUGAGGAAGAGGACAACCGAUUAGCUGAUGUGGUGAAGAAGUUCAAUGGGAGAAACUGGAAAAAAAUAGCUGAAUCCCUUCCAGGAAGAACAGAUGUUCAAUGCCUGCAUCGCUGGCAGAAGGUUCUUAAUCCUGAACUUUUUAAAGGACCCUGGAAAAAGGAGGAAGAUGAUCGUAUUAUUCAGCUGGUUCAGAAGUAUGGUAGUAGGAAGUGGUCUGCUAUUGCAAAGUACUUACCAGGGCGCAUUGGCAAGCAAUGCCGGGAAAGGUGGCAUAACCAUUUAGAUCCAGCUAUCAAGAAGGAAGCUUGGUCAGAAAGGGAGGAAGCAAUCCUCUCCUAUUACCAUCAAAUUUAUGGGAACAAGUGGGCGGAAAUCGCCAAGUUCCUACCUGGAAGAACCGACAAUGCAAUAAAAAAUCACUGGAACUGCUCGUCGAAGAAGAAGUUGGAUAAUUUGGAUUUGAAUUUGCCUCUCCAGUCUCCGCUGAGCGAUGAUCUCUCUAGUGAAGCAAACCUUGAAUCUGUGAAAAUUCCUGCAGUGCAACUGGGUGUUGGCAAGGCAAUGUCCACAUAUCAAAUUGCUGGUCCUGUAAGGAAAGUGUCUGACAUGUGUUCAACGGAUUUGACUCUUGGAAAUGCAUAUACUUGUGAAAGUUGGCUGGGAUCGAAAUCUUCUAGAAGUCAGAAAUAUCCCGAGCAAGAGGCAGUUAAUCAGCCAUUAAGCAGGGUCCAGUUUCGUGGAAACAGUAGCAUCAAUAAUGGUAAGAUGGAUCUGCCAUGGAAAAGAAACUUCCAUACAUCUAAUGUACUUGCCUCUUUCUUAUCCUCUUCAUCCUCUAUUACAGAGGAGGCAUCUGGCGGUAAAACAAAUCUUGCUCCUCAAGGGGUUCUUCAUCCUCUAACUUCUGGGGGAAUGUUUGCAUCUUGUAAAAGGCCUAGAAAUGGUGAUGUAGCUAUCUUCAAUUCAGAACAUAAGUCUAUAUUAUCAGAUAAACCCUGGAUGAGUUGUUCACCUGGAUCCAUUGAUGUUGAAACACCUCCUCAGCUAGAUAAAAAACUCUGUAAUGCUCCUUACAAGCUUGUCCAUCAUUUCACUCCUUCAAAAAUGGUUGAGAAUUGUGAAAGGCCUAGAAGUGAUGGUUCAAAUAUCAUCAAUUUGAGACGCGAGUGUGUACAAGGUAAUUCCUUGCUAAACUUGACCCCUGGAUCUAGUCAGUAUUCCAAUUAUAUUGGUAAGGGUAACACAGUUCUUCAGACUCCAAAGCUAGAUGCAAAGCACUAUGGUUCCUUUUCUGAUGGACCACCAUACGUGAAGGAUAUUGUUGCUCCUGUCAGAACUGGUGAGUAUUCAAGUGUAGAUGAUAUCACAAAAGCUAACAGUCAAUCCUUCUGCUCAACUCCUAGCCUUGCACAGAGCAUUGUCUGCACUAGCAGUCCAGAAUCCAUUCUGAGGAAUUCAGCUAUGAAAUAUGAACACACACCUUCCAUUAUAAGAAAGAGUCGUCCCAAAGAAGGUGGCAGUUGCAGUCCUGUUCAUAAAAUAUCCAUGACCUGUGAAUCCAGAGCUGCGAAUCCGAUAGAUUUGAUGGAUGAUAAGACAACUUUACAUUCUCAGCUUCAUAGAUCUGCAUUGUCAGUUGCUGGAAAGCCACUAGAAAGGCGCUUGGAAUAUGCGUUUGAUAGAGAAUGGGAUCCAUUGGCUGUUAGAUGUAGCACACCAGUAUCAGCACCAUCAGAGGCUGUACUCGGUGCUAGACUUCAAGCCUGAUCUUGUCCCUUUAGUUUGAGCUUUCCAUGCAUUUAUCAUACGGAAGACGCAGACAAUAAACCAAGUGAUUAGAUCAUAGGACUACUGUCAAUGAAGAAAGUGUGACGUGCUUUAUCAAGCCUGGACGGAGUUGAAAUUCUUGAGUUAUUCCAGCUUUACGAGCAGGAGUGACGAGGGAAGUCCUUUUCACUUUGUUUAUAUGUUAAACUUCUUCCAGAGAGUCUCCAAUAGUCAUUUUAAAUUCUACAAUAGUCUUUUCAUACUUGAGAAUCAUUCAGGAGAAGUCCUGGCAUAGUUGUUAAACAUAAGGAUUUUACAGGAACCGGGAAAAAUGUUCCCAUGGCUGCGGUGGUAUAGGAAAGCAUAGUAUAGGUUCAAAUAAUAUGCAGUUUACCUAUACUCAUAACAGAAAUCAAGCUCGAGAAAACUAUUCUUAAGCACUCUUCUGUGCGUCUGCA